Molecule: messenger RNA, 1487 nt
Organism: Marchantia polymorpha subsp. ruderalis
Lineage: Eukaryota; Viridiplantae; Streptophyta; Marchantiopsida; Marchantiales; Marchantiaceae
Source: the annotation of a GenBank genome assembly
CGGACAAAUCAUCGCGAUAACAUCGGUCGAUGGAGGCGCUUAAGACCGCGCUUUUAUCGAGCAAUUGACCCUCUGCUGCGCUGCCGACCGACGACCGAGCGACCGACGUCCGUGGGCGGAAGCGUGAACCCUAACACAACCGGAUGGAGCUUUUCUGUCCAGGCCAUCGGAGUUUUCAAACGCACAUGUGAGCGAGGAGCAGGUUUUGGGCCUGGAGUGGGUAAACGACGAUCGAGUAUCAUUAGCAGUCCCGUCGGGAGCUCUCAUCCAGAUCCGGCAAGAUCAGCAGCCCUACAGCGGGGUUGUCGCUGACACGCCCGAGGCUUUUAUUUGAGAGCAUCGAUCUGCUUUCACCCAGUGAUGGAUUUGUUGGACAGGGUAGCUUGAUCGAUCAGCUCGACUUGCGCACCUUUUCUAUUAGGUUGAGGUGCAUCGGAAAAAUUGUGCGGGACGUGUCAACUAGGCUGAAGAUUGUCCGGCGCUUUGUGACUGCUCCGACAUCGUGACUGAAGUGUUUGGAAAUGGCUUCCGCAAACUUGGAAGAUGUUUCCAAUGAGGCGUUGAUGAACGAAAUGAUGAGGCGAAUGAGAUGCGCCACGAAACCGGAGAAGCGUGUUAUACUUAUUGGACCGCCUGGAUGUGGAAAGGGCACACAAUCGCCCGUAAUAAAAGAACAGCAUUGUCUUUGCCAUCUCGCAACGGGAGACAUGCUCAGGGCUGCUGUGGCUGCCCAAACUCCCUUGGGAGUAAUGGCUAAGCAGGCCAUGGAUAAAGGAGAGCUUGUGACGGAUGAUCUGGUGGUCGGCAUUAUAGACGAAGCCCUCCACCGUCCGGCUUGCUCGAAGGGAUUUAUCCUGGAUGGAUUUCCACGCACUGUAGGGCAAGCCCAGAAGUUGGAUGAGAUGCUGGCGAAGAGGGGAGAGAAGCUGGAUAAGGUACUCAAUUUCAAAAUUGCAGACUCCAUUUUGGAAGAGCGCAUCACCGGAAGGUGGAUCCAUCCCGCCAGCGGCAGAUCAUAUCACACUAAGUUUGCACCCCCGAAAAGGCCGGGCAUUGAUGACAUUACAGGCGAGAAAUUGAUUCAGCGAAAAGACGACAAUGCCACUGUCUUGAAAAGCAGGCUCGAAGCUUUCCACAAGCAAACCUCUCCAGUAAUCAACUACUACGAGCGUAAGGGAUUAGUGGCAACACUCCAUGCCGAGAAAGCUCCCGAGGUUGUGACCAAGGAAAUCGAGAAAGCACUCGGUGAGUAAACCUCCUUGAUUAAGCGGAUGAUUAAUCUUCCACCCUAGCUUCUCUUUUUACAUGAGGCGCCAAGGAUUUGUUGGAAAGUUACAGUUAGAACACAUUUGCCUUCCAAACGAUAUUGCUAGUUGCAAGCUCGAUUGUUAAUCGAUUCAUAAGACGAUUCUGUCUGCCCAUUGUACUGCGAUUGCACACUGUCAAUGAAAAGUAGCUGCAAUGGGAAAUCUGUCACAAUUUAACGU